Messenger RNA from Haplochromis burtoni (Burton's mouthbrooder), 1570 nucleotides. Its product is annotated as vacuolar protein sorting-associated protein 4B. Gene Ontology annotation, molecular function: ATP binding; ATP hydrolysis activity. Lineage: Eukaryota; Metazoa; Chordata; Actinopteri; Cichliformes; Cichlidae. Gene Ontology annotation, biological process: endosomal transport; vacuole organization. The record is from RefSeq and is a predicted model, not a curated record.
ACGGUUUUAUUUAAAGUCAAAUACUAAACUUUGACCGACAGAAAAACAUCUAAUGGCGGGCGGUAAUUUACAGAAAGCCAUAGAUUUGGCCAGCAAGGCCGCAGAGGAAGACAAGGCCAAAAACUAUGAAGAGGCCCUCAGAUGUUAUCAGCACGCAGUGCAAUACUUCCUUCAUGUUGUGAAGUAUGAGGCCCAAGGCGAUCGGGCGAAGCAGAGCAUCAGGGCAAAGUGUGCUGACUACCUGGACAGAGCUGAGCAACUGAAGCAAUAUCUGAAGAAGAAAGAGAACGCUCCUCCAGCCAAACCCGUCAAAGAGUCUGGUGACAAAGGGAAUGAAAGUGAUGAAGGUGAAGACCAAGAAAAAAAGAAGUUCCAAAAUCAACUGUCAGGUGCCAUUGUUAUGGAAAAGCCAAACAUAAAGUGGGACGAUGUAGCUGGACUCGAAGGAGCCAAAGAAGCCCUUAAAGAAGCUGUUAUCCUGCCAAUCAAAUUCCCACAUCUGUUUACAGGCAAGAGAACACCCUGGCGGGGGAUCCUUUUGUUUGGGCCUCCAGGAACAGGAAAGUCCUACUUGGCCAAAGCCGUGGCCACAGAAGCUAACAAUUCCACCUUCUUCUCAAUCUCAUCCUCCGAUCUUGUGUCUAAGUGGCUAGGAGAAAGUGAAAAGUUGGUGAAGAACUUGUUCUCUUUAGCCAGAGAACACAAACCAUCGAUCAUUUUCAUUGAUGAGAUCGACUCCCUCUGUGGCUCCAGGAGCGAGAAUGAGAGUGAAGCAGCUCGCAGAAUCAAGACGGAGUUCCUCGUUCAGAUGCAGGGUGUUGGUAAUGAUAAUGAUGGAAUCCUUGUCCUGGGUGCAACUAAUAUACCAUGGUCGCUGGACUCAGCUAUCAGGAGAAGGUUUGAAAAGCGAAUCUACAUUCCUCUGCCGGAGGAACAUGCCCGCUCCUCCAUGUUCAAACUGCAUCUGGGCUCCACCCCCAAUAACCUGACAGAGGCGGAUUUCGUGACUCUGGGCAAAAAGACAGAUGGCUACUCCGGAGCUGACAUCAGUAUAAUUGUCAGGGACGCCCUGAUGCAGCCAGUCAGGAAGGUUCAGACAGCCACGCACUUCAAAAGGGUUCGAGGGUCAACAUGGAACAAUCCUGGCGCUGUGGUCGAUGACCUGCUGACUCCGUGCUCACCUGGAGAGCCCAACUCCAUUGAAAUGACAUGGAUGGAGGUCCCUGGAGAGAAACUUCUAGAGCCAGUUGUAUCCAUGGCUGACAUGCUGAGGUCACAAAGCAACACCAAGCCUACGGUGAACGAGCAGGACUUGGAGAAGCUGAAGAAGUUUACUGAAGAUUUUGGUCAAGAAGGCUAAUAAUAUCUUUGUACUCAAAAAUAGGACUGCACUUAACAACUAUCUUUACUCUCAGUUAUGCUUCAGAUCAUUUAAUUCGCCUUUUCAACUGCUGUGUCAAAAAUGGUGGAAAAUGUCACAGGUUUAAUGGACCAGAGGUUGCAGCAAAUCAGUCUUACAGCUGACAAAAAAACAUUUAUCCUUUUGUCACAAUCAUAGAUCUUUUUUUUU